Messenger RNA from Austrofundulus limnaeus, 3084 nucleotides. RefSeq names its product solute carrier family 6 member 1a (gene slc6a1a). The transcript is spliced from 15 exons. Gene Ontology annotation, cellular component: axon; cell surface; plasma membrane. Lineage: Eukaryota; Metazoa; Chordata; Actinopteri; Cyprinodontiformes; Rivulidae. Gene Ontology annotation, biological process: sodium ion transmembrane transport; nitrogen compound transport; neurotransmitter transport. The record is from RefSeq and is a predicted model, not a curated record. Gene Ontology annotation, molecular function: gamma-aminobutyric acid:sodium:chloride symporter activity. Bases 725 to 2833 code for a protein of 702 amino acids.
AAAAAAAAAGGCAAGAAACAAAAACGGUGCAGGUUCUGUGCGCGUGCGGUUUUUUUCUUCAUCAGCCUCCAUAUGAAGGAGUGAGGGAGCAGAGCGCACGUUUUGUGUUUUAUUUUUGCCUCUGGGAGCUGGACUGGACUGUGAUUUCCUCUGCUGGUGCCGAUGCUGCUGGGGUGCAUUUUAAUCUUUAAAGCAACAAUCUAUAUCUCAUUAGGCGCAGGGUCGAUGUGUGUUUAUCAGUCUGCUCGGCUGCUGCAGAUGUGCAGACGCGCUCUGGUGUUCAGUUCAUCGGGCUGAACGUGCGCAGACGGAUGCGUAAAGCUGUUACGCAUUUUGGACACCCUUUUGUUUUCCACUCUGCAUUUGUGUUUCUUUCCCCCUCGAUCGCUUCUUCUCGGCUGCUCCCAGUUCUGGUGGACUGUUAGGAGGACCUGGAGGUGGUAAACUGGAGGACUUCAUGUGCUUCGUUCUCAUAGGCUAGACGCUGUUGGUUAAGCGCGACUGACCAGGCGCGCGCGCGCGCACGUGUGUGUGCGUGUCUGUCUGUGUGUGUUUGCGCGCGCGCGCGCAAAAGGGGGGCUUCUUCAACGUCUGAAGAACGCUUUGGUCCGAAGGGCAGCCGGCAAAAAAAGAAAUAACUAAAUAAACCGCGAAGCUGCUGUCUACGUGGACCGGUGCUGAAGUCUCCCGUCCUCCCGCCAGGACCUUCGCCAAACCCAGAGACAUGGCGACGAACGGCACCAAAACGGACGGACAGGUCACGGAACUGAACGAGGUGGUGGCCACCAACAAUGACAAGCCCAAAUCCCUGGACGUGAAGCCCGAGAAGACGAAAAAGGAGUUGCCGGCCAGAGAAACAUGGGUGGGCAAAUUUGAUUUCCUCCUGUCUUGCGUGGGUUAUGCAAUUGGACUGGGGAACGUGUGGAGAUUUCCCUAUCUGUGUGGGAAAAACGGUGGAGGAGCCUUCUUGAUCCCUUAUUUUUUGACCCUGAUCUUUGCUGGGGUCCCCUUGUUCUUACUGGAAUGCUCCCUCGGUCAGUACACAUCAAUUGGAGGACUUGGUGUGUGGAAACUGGCUCCUAUGUUUAAAGGUGUGGGCCUCGCAGCAGCCGUCCUCUCCUUUUGGCUCAACAUCUACUACAUUAUAAUCAUUGCUUGGGCCAUUUACUACCUGUACAACUCCUUCACCACUGAUCUACCAUGGAGCUCGUGUAACAAUCUAUGGAACACAGAAAAAUGUUACACAAACUACUCCAUCGCUGAUACCACCAACCUCACCAGUGCUGUGGUGGAGUUCUGGGAGCUCAACGUGCAUCAAAUGACCGACGGCUUGGAAAAACCAGGCCAGAUUCGAGUGCCACUGGCGAUAACGCUGGCCAUCGCCUGGGUCCUGGUGUACUUCUGUAUUUGGAAAGGGGUCAGCUGGACAGGAAAGGUCGUUUACUUCUCGGCCACGUACCCUUACUUCAUGCUGUUCAUCCUCUUCAUUCGCGGCGUGACUCUACCCGGAGCUAGAGAGGGGAUUUUGUUCUACAUUACCCCCGACUUCGAAAAGCUGAAAGAAUCGGAGGUAUGGCUGGACGCGGCCACCCAGAUCUUCUUCUCUUACGGACUGGGUCUGGGGUCGCUCAUAGCUCUGGGCAGCUAUAACACGUUCAAUAACAACGUCUACAGAGACUCCAUCAUUGUGUGCUGCAUCAACUCGUGUACCAGCAUGUUUGCUGGCUUUGUAAUCUUUUCCAUUGUUGGCUUCAUGGCGCAUGUGACAAAGAAAAACAUCGCGGACGUAGCAGCUUCAGGCCCUGGCUUAGCUUUCCUUGCGUACCCGGAGGCUGUGACCCAGUUGCCUGUCUCACCUCUCUGGGCCGUUCUGUUCUUCUCCAUGCUGCUCAUGCUGGGGAUAGACAGCCAGUUCUGCACCGUUGAAGGCUUCAUCACUGCCCUGGUGGAUGAGUUCCCCAGGGCUCUGCGAGGCAGACGAGAGAUCUUCAUCGCUGUUGUCUGCCUGGUGUCGUAUGUGAUCGGACUCUCAAACAUCACACAGGGUGGAAUCUAUGUGUUCAAACUGUUUGACUACUACUCUGCCAGUGGGAUGUGUCUGCUGUUCUUGGUCUUCUUUGAGUGCAUCUCCAUAUCCUGGUGUUACGGUGUAAACAAGUUCUAUGACAACAUCCAGGAGAUGAUCGGCUACAGACCGUGUAUAUGGUGGAAGCUGUGCUGGGUCGUGUUCACCCCUCUCAUCGUGGCUGGGGUGUUCUUGUUCAGCGCCGUCCAAAUGGUUCCUCUCACGAUGGGAGAAUACGUGUUCCCGGGCUGGGGUCAGGGAGUAGGUUGGCUCAUGGCGCUGUCCUCUAUGGUUCUCAUACCAGGAUACAUGGUGUAUAUGUAUCUUGGUCUCAAGGGCACUUACAAGGAGCGAUUUCGAAUAAUGUUUCAGCCUCCUGCAGUCACCAGGCGAUGUCAGGAGAAUGGGCCUGAGCAACAAAUGGAAACCAACACUGCUAAUUUAUCCAGCCCCACCAAUCCCGCCAGCGCUGCUCCCGCAAACCCCGCCAGCCCCACCAAUCCGGCUCCAGCUAACUCAACCAGCCCGGUGACGCCCGCUAAUGUAGCCCUGCCCCCGACUAAUCCAGCCUCCGCUUCUAGCCCGGUGACGAGUCCUACCGCCACCAUCACUACCACAGUCACCACGACCAGUCCAGCUAACCCCCCCACCACAACUGUUAGCCCAACCAGCCCACCUCCCAAGCCAACCAGCCCAACGGAGCCCGUCAGUCCCCCGAACCCAACCAGCCCAACUUCUAACGUGACCAAGGCCGAGGCCAACGUGUAGUCAGCAAAGAACCACCCCUCCCUCGAGAAGCAUUUAGGCAAAAAAAGGAAAAAAAACAUUGUAAAGGACUUCUAAGAUUUUAAUUGAUUCACCUACCUCCGAGGGCAAUAUGUGAUCAAAACCGAUUUCCAAAUCACGUUUCCUUUUUCUGCGUUUGUUAAAUCAAGCCAAUGAUGUCUUAUUGUUGGUUUACAUCCUGAAAACAAAUUCAAGACUGUUAGUGUUGACAAACUACAACCGUGAUUCUGAAU